Molecule: messenger RNA, 5091 nt
Organism: Carassius auratus (goldfish)
Lineage: Eukaryota; Metazoa; Chordata; Actinopteri; Cypriniformes; Cyprinidae
Product: probable ribonuclease ZC3H12C
Exons: 7
Coding region: 2357-4888 (843 amino acids)
Cellular component (GO): nucleus; cytoplasmic ribonucleoprotein granule
Molecular function (GO): mRNA binding; metal ion binding; RNA endonuclease activity
Source: RefSeq, a predicted model, not a curated record
GUGUCUCUUUACAAUAAGGUAUCAUUAGUUAGCAUUAGUAAAUGCUGAUUAAGUGAGGAAUAAUUGACGAUGGGCGGCGUGGUUGUUAGACCUCGCGUGUGCAUUAUUUUUCUAAUAAUUUAACGGCCCGGAGUCAGUUAUUCCGCUUAUACUAUGGUUACCACACCUCAAGACAUCAGUCAGAUUAUAUAUUUAAAGGGAUUUGUCUGUUGUGCUAUUGGGAGUAGGAUUAUUUCUUCCGCGUCUCAUCCAACUGCUCUUUUGCUGGUUCCAAAACUCAUUUUAAAGCUGGUUAUGGAGGCUUGUGCCGUUGAUAGCAUUCUAAUGCAGUUAUUAAUGAAGUUAUUAGAAAGAGAGCAAGAGAGAUAGACGCACAGAGAAAGAAAGAGAGGGAGAGAGAGCUUGUGUGAAUUAGGCUGCAACAGUGUUUCUUUUUACCUCACUAGUGAGUAAUACAUUUUUUUGUACUUUUUUCUCAUGCCAGCUUAAAGGUACAACAACAAACAUCUCAGUUUAAUUGCAUCAAAUUGUUUUGAUUAUAUAUUCUAUUAUUUAUAUUAUAUAUCAUGUUCUAAGUUACAUAAAAGGUCUAAUAAAUUAGACAGCACUUUAAAAUGACAAGUUGCAACUGCAUGAUUUUGUGUGUACACUGUAGGGGUCUUGUGCUGUAUAAAGGAUGUUUUUGCUCAGAUUAGUGGACUGUGUACCAAAUUAAGAGGUUUUGCUUAGAAAUAAAAGGCAAUAAUAGGUAAUAUUAAGUUCAAUGUGAAUUGUGAAUUGUUAAUUGUUUAAAAUAAGUUAAAAUGUUUUUUGUUUGUUUUUUGGUAUUGUGUACAGUUGAUGUCAAUCGACAUGUUCAUUUUAUUAAAACACUUUUAUCUCUUUUUGUGUGUGUGUGUGUUCUGCUAAUGAAUGCAACACUGUAAAAGUCAUCUGCUUAAUAGAAAAUGUACAUUUAUUUGAUGAUUUCGGAACCUUAAUUUUUGCCCCAGUCGCAAAAAUUUAAGAGAUUGCUGAUGUCAUACUGUACGUGACGUUUUACCCCACAAGCAUGACCAUUGUUUUAAAUAGUAACUUAGUUUUAAGUCUGUCUUAGCUGUUUGUAUGCUUGUGAAUGGUUUGGUUUAUGCUAAAACAUUUAUCCAAGGAUCUAUAUUUGAAGAGCUGUUAAUUUCGACUUAAAGCCAGUUCGACUUAUCUUGCUUUAAGAUUGAGUUUGUUUGGAUAAGUAUGCUUUGAUAAAGGUUAGGUUCUUCAGGUUUGGACUACUGGAACUACUGAUUUUAAAGAAUCAGAAUUCUUUCCUUGCCUCCCCCCCCCUAACUUUCAUAACCUAAAAUGACAAAAACCCUGAUCAUAGGGUUUGUCCUCCCGUUUUAUCUGUCCUCUCUAAAAAGGCAUUUUGUGGAAGUGUGGCACAACAAUGAAGAUGUCUUUUUUUACAUACAAACUUAUUGUGUGUAGAUUUCUGGAUCUGGCCCCCCUCUGACACACAACUACCCAUCUAACCCUUUGCUGUCUCUCUCACACAGAGACACACGCAAUGCUUUUAACAUAAUUCAGCCCAUUGUUUGUAUCUGAACCAGACCCCCAUCCCCCAGUCAAAUAAACAAAGAAGCAAAAGCUGCUGUAUUCCCUAAGCGAGCCAGGUGUUUUCCACUGCCAGCCUGCUCCCUAAUGACUAAGGCCUCGUGCUGCAGCUGCCUGCUAAGGCCUCUUUUGUGUGGCUCCAUUGUUGACUGCGCACCCCUCGUCUAUUCAUGAACCGCAUGGGGGAAGACCUUUUGGACAGCCACUAGCUUAUCCCCACACUCCCUUAGAAUAUCAAAUGUGUGUGUGCAUCAGAGAAAUCGAGUGAGAGUGUGUUUCAGUAUUUACACUCAAUUGUGAGCACUUUGCACUCUUAUUGGUCCAUGCACAGCUACUGGCCUAUCGGGAAUGGUAGACAUUGUAGCUCCAUCUGGUCAAGAUCUCAUUGUCUUCUGACGGAACACAAUCUAUGGCACAGAGUAUUACUUCUUCAAGCUUGGAUUUAACUACUUUAACUUCUACUUGGUUUCUGCUUCUUGGUUUUGAGUUGUAGUAAAACAAGGAAAAUAUAUAUUUUGUGUUAGCCAGUGCUGAACUGAGAAGAGGUAUUUUAAUUAACCACAAGAACUUUUGGGUUGGAUAUUCCAGGAUUUAUGGUGACGAGGUCUUCGGAGGGAAUCUGUCUAUUGGGCUCAUCUAGUUGACAUGGUCUUCACUGACAUUCAGAGCAGUUUACCUACGAAAGGCAAUCUGAGGGCUGAAUAACAGGUGGCAGGGGUCAGCAAGACUCUCAGUCAGAACAGCGUUGGAUGUUUGUUGCAGAUUCAUGGGCCUGAAAGACCAUCUGGAUGAUGGAACAGGCCACAUCCUCGAACUGGGGCUGGAUCUAGACUACCUUGAUGUCAAGGCUACAGACCAGCACACUGGCGCAGACGCUGGACUUAUCAUGGACAGUGGUUUAUCUGACAUGGGUGACAUUGUGCCCCCCUGCACUAGAAGCUGCGGUUCUUCUCCACAAGAUAACUCAGAGGAAAGUGCAGCGUCAGACAGUGAGCCUGCACAUAGCCACAGUCAUCCUCUUGUUGAUAUGCUUGGUGAAGGGUCCAUCCAUUCAGUCCACCCACCACACUCUAAGUCUCCAUGUCUGGAUAUGGAUUCACUAGUUGUGGAUAUAGUACACCAAGAGCCAGGCCCUGUGAAUACACUCAGGGAAUACCAGACAAAGAUGGAGUUUGCCCUUAAACUUGGCUAUGCAGAAGACUUAGUUCGGCUGGUUCUAAACAAGCUCGGGUCAGAUGCACUGAUCAAUGAUGUUCUUGGGGAGCUGGUAAAACUGGGCAGUAAGCCAGAGAAUGAGGGUGGGACACAGAAUCUCUCCCAAUCCACUUCCACAUCAUCAUCAUCAUCAUCCUCUGGCACAUCUUUCGACAGUUUCUCUGACUUACUUGACUCUCGCCAGUCAGAGUCUCCCUUUGUGGAAGAUAAGGAUAACUUCCGCCCGAUUGUUAUUGAUGGCAGCAAUGUGGCCAUGAGCCAUGGCAAUAAGGAGAUGUUCUCCUGUCAAGGCAUUCAGCUCGCAGUUGACUGGUUUCUUGAACGUGGCCAUCGAGACAUAACCGUUUUUGUUCCGGCCUGGAGGAAAGAACAGUCCCGUCCUGAUGCUCUUAUCACAGAUCAGGAGAUUUUGAGACGUCUGGAAAAGGAUAAGAUUCUUGUAUUUACACCAUCACGUCGUGUCCAGGGCCGCAGAGUAGUCUGCUAUGAUGACAGGUUUAUUGUUAAGCUAGCUUAUGAAUCAGAUGGCAUUAUUGUCUCCAAUGACAACUACAGAGACUUGGCUGUUGAGAAACCGGAAUGGAAAAAAUUUAUUGAUGAACGCCUUCUGAUGUACUCCUUUGUAAAUGAUAAGUUUAUGCCUCCUGAUGAUCCUUUGGGUCGACAUGGGCCAAGUCUGGAGAAUUUUCUUAGAAAAAGACCCAUCAUUCCAGAGCAUAAGAAACAGCCCUGUCCAUAUGGAAAGAAAUGUACCUACGGGCAUAAGUGUAAGUUUUACCAUCCAGAGCGUGGUACACAGCCACAGCGAGCGGUAGCAGAUGAGCUCCGUGCCAGUGCCAAGAACUCCACAGUUAAAAGUGUGGGAGAGACAGGUCUCGUGAAAAGCCACAGUGAGCCUGGAGGCUUCCAUAAUGAUAAAGCUUGUGACGGUAAACGAUCUCUGCCAAAGAGGCAACUGGACCCCAGUAUCCGUGCCCACUCUUACAGUGAUGUGGAAGAUAAACUGUGCUCCAAAACUAAAGCAGACCUGUAUAAGAGCAACCUAGCUCUUCCUCCAGCUCCAGGAGGUCCUCCUUCCUGUCAUGGGUAUAGCCACGACCUGAAAGAUCACAAGCAGAUUCAAGCAGAACCACACGCAAACUGUGAAUCUCCCGAUCUGUAUUACUCCAUGGUUAGGGCAUAUUCUGGUCUAAGCCUGCCCUCUCAGAACAGUCCAGAUCGUCACUUCCUGUCUGAUGCUGAUCCACGGACAAGCUCAGUGGCAUCAGAUUGCAGCAGUGAUGGCAGCAUGAGCUCCGAUUCUUAUGGCAUGGCAACCCACAAUGAGCAUUCUUGCAUGAGUUCUUCUGAUUUGCUACUGGAUGAAGGAAUCAAGUGUCCUCACCACCAACAUCAUCGUAGAAAUUAUCAGUUACCCUCUGUUAUUCCUCCAGGGUUCAUUCUCUCUCCUGCUACAUCUAAUCACCCAGGAUUCCACCACAGUAUACCUCAUGUUCAUAGUUUUGCUCCAGAAGACCAGCAAGACCCCCAUUUCCACCACUCUGUCUCCUACAGCAAGCAUCAAGUGAUAGGCUCCCGCUCAAGCUAUCCUGGAGACUAUCCUCCUCUCUUCCAGAACAACACUCACUCCCAGAACUCUCCUCUGGGUCGUGGCCUUGCUUCAACACUUGUGGACAGCAUGUCAGACUCUUAUGAACACUCUCCACUGCUUCCUAAAAAACCCUAUGUAUCCCAAGAGCGAAAGACCAGCUGGGGUACAUAUUACAGACAGCACUCACAACAAUGCUACGAGCCCAUCGGUUUCCAGGGUCUUUCAAAGAAUCGUGAACAGAUGUGGAGGAUGCCCUGGGGCUGUCCUUCUGCUCCUCCACCCCACCAUCUGCCCCAUGCUUUAUCACACCAGCACCAGGAGCCACUUGCCUUGAGUCGUUACCAGGAAGCACGAGAGAAAGUGUUUACCAACCUGUGCAACAUUUUUCCCACAGAGCUAGUGCAGUUGGUCAUGGGGCGGUACCCUCAUGUGACUGACGCCCAACAGCUGGCAGCAGCCAUUUUGGCAGAAAAGAACUAUGCUGGAUACUAAGCACUGAGGGAAAUGAAAAUACUCUCAUCAUUUACUCACACAUUUACUCUCACACAUCAUUUACUCUCACAUUUUCACAAAUGUGUGAGUUUCUUUCUUCAGAUGAACACAAACAGAGAAUUAUUAUGAUUUUUAUUACUAUUAUUUUUUUAUAUAAAUCUCUGGGGAGACCAUAAAUACACUCACCUAAAGGAUUAUUAGGA